Beta vulgaris subsp. vulgaris (sugar beet) is the source of this 9580-nucleotide messenger RNA. RefSeq names its product putative disease resistance RPP13-like protein 3. The transcript has a single exon. NCBI's taxonomy places the organism in Eukaryota, Viridiplantae, Streptophyta, Magnoliopsida, Caryophyllales, Amaranthaceae. Gene Ontology annotation, biological process: defense response to other organism. Gene Ontology annotation, molecular function: ADP binding. The coding region runs from base 4623 to 7223 and encodes 866 amino acids. The record is from RefSeq and is a predicted model, not a curated record.
CAUGGAUCUAGUAGUUGGAGCUUCAUUUAUCUCUCUCUAGUAAUUUUAGUAUCCACUUGAAAAAAUCAAGGGAGUUUUGUAGGAUGGUGCUCUUGGUUUACUUGAUACUACAGGAGGGUGUUCCCAUCCUUUUGACUGUUGUGAUGCGCGCAUCUGAUCCUACCUUUUUCGUUUGUUCAGUUUUACUUUUUUUUCAAUUACUUUCUGUCACCUGUUUUGUGUGCUAAAGAAGUUUUUGUUAACUUGGCUACAUUAUACCGAGUUCAUACUGUCGGAGCCAGGCCUCGACGGGUAUUAGACAUGUUUUAGUUGUCAGAUACUCUGAUCCUCCAGACGGGGCUUGGGGGAUGGGGAUUGUUGAUAAUUACGCCUUUUGAGUUGUUAAUGGCUCAAUAUUUAGAGUGUCGCCAGGAUGUGAAUGGUAUUUUACCCCCUUUUGUCCCCUGUUGGAGGGAUUGAGCGAAAAUUUUGCAGCCCUUUUUCGGAAAAAGAUGCUUUAUGUGCAGCGCUUUUUUCAGGAGGCAUUAAUUAUAAUCUUGUGAAAGCCUGCCUUAUAAACCUUGUUCAAGUUAUAGUAAGAAAGAGUGGAGGGCCUUCAUGUCACUCAGGAUCAAACUUUGUGUUUUUGUACCGAACUGGAUAAAGUAUGGCUGCGGUUUUCCCCUCAUGCGAGGGUUAAAUUAUUUGUUGAGGAACCCGUGAUUGACAAGGGCUUGGAGGAAACCCAAUCAGUGGGUUAUGGUCACAUCUUCAUGACGAGAGGUGUAAAUUGGACUUGUAAAAACCUUUUGAUGCUGGUGGAUGUCGGAGUCUCUGGGAAACGGCUGUUCGACCAAUAUGUGGGGGGAAAGGCUCAAGCAGGUUUUCCCUGCUAAAUAAUUACAUGCAGGAUUGGUGCUCUAGAUACUUGUGCAGGGUAAAUUUCCCUCGGCAAUUUUGGCUCGAAAGAGUGUAGCAUAAAUAUUUGAAUGCUCGCUCAGGUGGCACUCGCUUAUGAACUAAUCCCCCAAACAGCUCGAUCUUCAAGAGGUGCCUGGCAUCAGUUCUGCAGGUACCCUCUUACAGGUGAAACAUGCUAUUGCUGAUUUGUUUUCUUCAUCUUUCAAAGUUAACAAAUGCCCUGUUUUCCCCCUAUAAUGUAUCUUCUGUUAUUAUUUCAAUGUUACCUAUAUAUAUAUUUUCUCUCUCAUAUAACUGUUACUUGUGUUUGAAAAACAUAUCUGCAUUUUUUGGUUUCCUCCAAUUGCUACUCGCCUACUCCUAUACACGGAGGUCAUAUAAUUCCUUAUAUCAUUAUAUUGUAGCCGGUGGGAGUUCCUAGGGAUGUUAUCGUUGAGGUUAAACACUGUUGCCUUGCUCGUCCAUAAAGGAGGGAUUUCAAGUGGGGGGUAAUGGCUUACUAUGGCGUCUCAUUUGAGUUCUUCCGUCCAUCCAGAUAAGUUUUUUUUGUUCUAAUGUUGCUUAUUUUCUAAUUCAACACAACUUCAGUGAUUGAGUUGUAAAUCUGUUCCCUAUUCAAAUGAAUUUGUCUUAUUUAAACUUAUCUAAACUUGUCAUAGUUAUUAAUUUUAACUUAUUGGAAAAAUGUAUUUGAACUUCUCUUACAUCAUAAUCAAAAAAUAAGUUGAACAGGAAAGCUGCAAGAUAUUUUUGGAUUGAAUAGCAUUUUGGAUUUCGAAUUAACAUUUUCAAUCCACUUUGUAAUUAUAGUUUCGUUUUGAAGAUGUAAUAUAUAUAUACAAAAUUAGAUACACACAUAUACAUGUAUAUAGGAAAUAGGGUUGGCUCAACUACUCAAGUGGUGAGAUUUCCCAUCUUUCCUAGCAAAGUCUAAGGUUCAAUUUCUACUCCAAAUAUUUGUUUGGGAUUCAAAAGGGAGGGGGUUGGGGUGUAUAUCUACUUGAAAUAUAUACAUUUUCCUUGAACUUCUCUUAUUUUAAUAUUUCAAGCAAGUAUAUGAAUAAGGAAAAAUUAAAACCCCCACUUUUUGGCUCACUGUCGCCGGCCCAUCAGAGCCCGACCACCCUCCCGCUGUUCACCGCAACACCAACCCCCUGUCUCCUUCCCCCUCUCCCCAAGCAACUCUCUCUCUCUCUUCCCCUUCCAAGGUCUAGUGCUGCACCACCACCUGCAACCACUCUCUGCCUCCCUGUCGCCGGCUCGUCGGAGCUCGCCCAACCAACAUCCCGCUGGCCACUGCAGCAUCACCCCUUGCCUGCUCCUUUUCUCGUGUCCCUUCUUCUCGCUCUCCCCACGCAAUUCUCUCUCUUCCACUGCCUAUGGUCUGCUGCUGAACCACCAUUAUGAAGCCCCAUGCGGCCACCAGAAAACCCCUCCCUCGCCUUUGAAACACCCUCCCUUUCCCCGCCACCUCCUCCCCUGACCAAGAAAACUCCUCCCCGCCCCUGAAACCCUUCUAAAGCCAGUAAAAGAAAAAAAAAAAUACCACUUAAACAGGUAACAAGUCCACUUGGACCGUUUUUGUGAAGCACUCCCCAUAGUUGGGAAUGGUGUGGAAUAAUCGAAAGUUGAGAUCUUUUAUGGAAGGGGAGCUAUAGUUGGAGCCGCUCUUGUCAAUUUUUCCUAUGAAUAUUUCAAGGAAACUAUUGUUGUUUUAUCUACGUGAAAGUAUUGUAUUAAAGUAUUGUAUUUGAUUCAAGUAGGAAAUAUAACAUAAAUCUUAAAUAUAAUAAUUAUGUACCAUCGCUCUAAUAUAAUUUAUAAAUUCACAUUUGAAAAUUAUAAUUUUCGUAAUAUAAUAACUACUCCUCCAGUUUCUCUUUGAUGUUCCUAGGUUGACUUUAUAUGAGUCUAAAUAAAAUAGCAGCUAGGAAUAUUCGGAAAAGGAUUUAAGGGUGUUGUAUUAUGCUUUAAAUCAAAAUCAAUAGUUUGCUUUGCAUACUUGUUAAUGCACAAAUUUGAGGUAGUUGUAUUAUGCUUUAAAUCAAAAUCAAUAGUUUGCUUUGCAUGCUUGUUAACGCACAAAAUUGGCGAUUGAUAUCUUUAAAUAUUUAUCAGUAACAAUAUAUAGGAAGUUCAUAUUUUGAAAAAAUAAUUGAGGAUAACAUUUCACAUAGUAACAUAUAUUUUUAUAUAUUAAUAAAAAAAUAAUUUCAAUGUGAAUUAUGUACAUAGUGUAAAAGUCAAAUUGUUGCAGGUGUAAGAGAGAGAGAGGAAGUAAUUUAUAAUCUGUAAUUAAUUACCUACCCUUUAAAAAACAAUAAUCUAGCUUUUAGUGUGAUUUUUUUUUUUUUUUAGCACUUGUAUAAAAGAUUUAGAUUAGUUUUUAUCAGAACUUCAAGUGAAAAUGCUAAAGUUUUAUUUCAGUGACUUGUUAGUUUAUUUGGAUUGGGUCUCGCCAAUGAUAUGGGCUACAAGCAAGCUCAGUGAAAGUCUGUUGGUUAAGUAAAUGAACAAGCUCAAAUAGAAAUUCUAAUCUUGUUGGUAAAGGAGUCAAAUAUAAACAUUUUUUUUUGAGGGGAAAAUAUAAACAUUUUCGUGUUUAACUCGUAAAUAACUCGUCUAGUACUUGCAGUACUAAUUAUUUAAAAGAAAAUUACUCCUUGUUUGGAUUUUUAAUUUGAUUCCGAACAAGUAAACCAAUAAGUCACUAUGCAAAUAUUAGUUUGCUCACGAAUUGGUUGAUGGUUGUUUUUUGAGAAGACAUUUGCACUUUAUGGCAUUCAAGGCUAUAACUUUAUCUGUAUUGCUACAUUUUGGCUCUUAGCUAUUCAUGUGCUAUAAGUGGCUAAUUAAAAUCGUUGCUUGAUUUUUGAAAAACAUUCAGUUGCAAAAUUUGUUUAUUUAACCAAGCACAUUUACGACUUCUUUGAAGUGAGGCUUGAGUUGGAACGUAAAUGAGAUAUCAUGAGUCGAGUUUGAACAAGUGCAAAAAUGCUCACAAACUCACCAAAUUAGAAAGAUCGUUCUAGCUCAAGCCAUGUUUAAACACUUAGAAUCCUUAUCAAAGUUAAUCCAAACACGCGAAAAGCCUAAAACUUGGUUAGAAUUGACUCAUUUGCAGCCUUAUUCACUCUCGUACUCACCAGUUACUUUAUAAUCUAGAGACUUACUUCUAAAUAUUUAGUUAAUUUUUUAGGAUGACAUCAAUGAGGUGAACAGUCUGCUCCAUGACUGUUAUAGCAAAAAAAGAGGGGAUGUUGAUAAGCUUCAAGUAAGAUUUAAUUUCCUUGAAUUUUGCGAGCGCUAACUUUGGAUCGGAGCAAGUAAAUUAAGUGUUGUUGACUUCGAUUUACAUCACAGCAAUGAAGUUUAAGGUAGGUGGGAGGAGGAGAGGAAGUGGGAUUAAGUGAGUAAUUAAUAUAUGUACGUUGCCUGUUUUUUCAGAUAAAAAAAGGCAGAGCUGGAAAUGCUAUUCUAUGAUUCCUUAAAAUUCGCAAGUAUGAGCAUGAAUGUGAGCUGUACUAGAAUAAAAAACAAUAAUCAGUCAACAGAACUUCUCAAUUGUGAAUGUGAGCAUGUGCAUUUGUUCAGGCAGAGCACUAAGUCGGCAUCUUCAGGCGAGGUGGCGAUAUUAGCAAGUUGAGCUUUGUAUGAGUUCUAAUAAAGAAAUUUAGAGAAAUUUAGAGAGAUUGAGUGAGUGUAAGAUUAGGGUGCUACUAAUGGCUGACAGUAUUAUCACAAAUCUGGUUCAUCUAUUGAGCACCUUUGCUUUGGAUGAAUACAAAUUUCUAAAAGGCGUGGGUGAUCAACUCAAGAGUCUUGAGAAUGAGCUGAGAUUCAUGAAGAAAUUCUUGAGAAAUGCUGAAGGAAAACAACGAGAGCAUUUAAUGGUGAGCGAGUUAGUGGACCAGAUUAAAGAGGUUGCAUUUGAGGCAGAGGACACCAUUGAGAUGUUUCUCCUCAAUGUAGAGAGGCAACGACGGAGGAGCACGUGUAGCAAACUCCUCCAUAGCGGGGGGUACAUGGUGAUGCAUAGCAAGACUGCCAAUCGGAUUGAUGGCAUCAAAACAAGAAUCAAUGAAAUAUAUGAUAACAAGGAGAAAUUUGGAAUCGAGAUAGGCGAUGGAAGUAUGAACCCGCACUUUGAGGGUCUCCUCAGAAGGCGGAGAAAGGAGGUUGAUGAAGAAAUGGUGGGGUUCGAGGAUGUGGCAAACACCUUGUUGAAGCAGCUGACACAGGGAGAUGCACUGGAGAUCAUAUCAAUAGUUGGGAUGGGUGGUCUGGGAAAGACGACAGUUGCCAAAAGGUUGUACAACAACAGGAUCAUCAAGGACCAUUUUGGGUGUCAUGCUUGGGUGUCGGUGUCUGAAGAUUACAACACACACCAGAUCAUUCUUCACAUGCUCAAUAGAGUGGCUCCCAAUAAGGUUGGCCUUGACAAGUUAAACACAGUCCAGUUGGUGGAGACGCUAAAAGGUCGCCUCAACGAUAGGAAAUUCAUUAUCUUCUUGGAUGAUAUAUGGCAACCUGACAUGUGGGAUGAGGUCAAGGCAUGCUUUCCUAAUAAGGAGAACGGCAGUAGGAUCGUCAUCACAAGCCGCGUAGCGAAGGUUGCUAUGCAUGCUAGUCCUAGGAAGCCUAAUUUUCUUCGAUUUUUUACUCCCGAGGAGAGUUGGGAACUCUUUGAAAGGAAGGUGUUUCGAGGGGAUGCUUACCCUUCUCACCUCAAAUCCUUGGGCAAAAAAAUUGUGAAGAGAUGCAAGGGGUUACCUUUGUCUAUCGUUGUGAUAGCGAGCAUGCUAGCUAGCGAAGAGAAAUCAGAAAGAAUAUGGGAAAGGACGCUCAAGGAUGUGAGUGUUCACCUGGGCAAAGACAACGCUUGCAUGGAAAUUCUGGCUUUGAGUUACCAUCAUUUACCAGUAGAGUUGAAACCUUGCUUUCUCUACUUUGCAGCGUUCCCUGAGGAUGAAGAGAUGUCUGUUCGAAGGCUAAUUACACUAUGGUUGGCAGAAGGAUUUGUACAACCGUCUGGGGACUUGUCUUUGGAGGAAGUAGCUGAGAGUUACCUAGAUGUCCUUAUUGAUCGUAGCUUAGUCCAAGCUGGGAGAAGGAGAAUGGAUGGUGGGCACAAGACUUGUCGCAUUCAUGAUCUUAUACGAGAUGUUUGCAUCAGAGAAGCUAGGAGUGAAAACUUUAUGCAGGUAGCUUCCAAAACCGAUGAUUUAUCCUCUACCACAAGCAAAUACAAUCCCAGAAGGUUGUCUGUCCAUCGUCACACAAAACCUGUAAUUCUUUCAAAAGGUUGGGACCCUUGUUCAGUCCGAGCAUUCUUAUCCUUCGAAUCGCAGUCGGUUCAUGCAGGCUCAGAAUUGUGGAAGACACUUCACUCGGGCUAUAAAUUGCUAAAAGUGUUGGACCUUGGAGUUACUGUUGAAGUCACAACAUUGCCCAGUGAGAUCAGUUCCCUUGCCAAUUUGAGGUAUUUAAGGUUCUUUCUGUGCUCACGUUCGAUCCCUAAAUCAGUGUUUAAUCUUUGGAACCUUCAGAUGCUUUUUAUAAAAGGUAACCAAUCAUUAAAUGUUUCUCUUGGAGAAUUACUAAAGCUACAACAAUUGAAGCAACUUGUCUUCAGGGAGAGAGUAAGGAUCUAUGGUAAAAAUGAAGCAUCAACUCCAUUAUCCAAGAAGCAACUCAAAUUCCUCCAAGUGCUGUCUCCCAUCUAUCUUGACGAAGAUUUUGAAUGUGCUGUCACGAGUGGACUCUGCCCUAAUUUAAGAAAAGUUUCAGUGUGCAUUACGGACCAUCAUUGCUGGUCGUUAAAUAACUUGUUCGCAAGUUUGUCUGAAUUACAAACACUGAAGAUAUCCUCCUCUUACAUCCCACUUUCUCAGGAUGAUAUAUUUUCGGGAGUCAAAGCAGCUAAUAUUCCUUUACGCCUUGCCAAGUUAACGUUGAAGUCUUUUAGUUAUGUAGAUGAUCUUGCAUGUAUUCUUGGUCAGUUUCCUAAUCUUCGUAUGCUUAAACUGGUAGAUGUAAUUACCAGACUUGACGCAAAGGAUGGUUCGUUUCCCAGACUCCAUACCCUUCAUAUGCACAAUUUUGAUGAAGGGCCUCUGUGGGUAAACCCCAGGGCUUUUGCUGAACUACGCUAUCUAUUUAUAAGAAGAGGCACAUGUAGAUUUGACGAGGAUUUAUUCAAGCUGCCAAACCUGACAGAUGUUGAAGUGCUGUGGCCUGAACCUCGUCUUGCCACUACACUGAAGCGUCUGCAAUCUAAAGAUGAAAUCAAGUAUAGGUUGUUAGUGCACGAUGGCGAAUAAGCAAGCAUGAAGCCAUUAAUCAAUUGUCCUAGAGUAAGAAGUAAGAACACAAGCCUUGCCUCAUUUCAAGCAUUAUCUGUUUUCUUUCGAUUGGCAUUUUUCUUUUUGUUCUUUUUCAUAUGUGAGGUCUUUCCUUUUUCCUUUGAGGGUGACUGAGAUGUUUGUUGUGCAACUGUCAUAUCCAGUACUGUCGUCUUUGCCUUUUCUUUCACUGCCGAAAAGUUCUGUUUUUUAUCCUUUUUUUCUUGCUUCAUUUUUCACACACCAAUAAUGAAACUACUUUUUAGGUCUCUACUAUGGUCCGGAUAUUCAUAUUUUUUAAACGAGAACACCAAAUAUCACUUGGUUUAGUUGUUUAGACUUUAAUAUAUAAGCUUGAAGUUAUGGGAUCUAAUCUUAUAGAGUAUAUCUACUGUUCCUUUUUUGUUCGAAAUUGUUAUCACUUAUUAUCGCGGUUGAUGAAACUUAUUGUAAUUUUUUUGAACUCGUCCUAACUUCAAAGUUAUGUUGUAAACUUGUAUCAUCCGGACUUACAAUCUAAAGUCUAAACCCACUUUGUAGAUCUACAUAAUUUAUCAAGGGCAAGUAAGCAAGCACCUAAUCCAUUGUCCAAGAGUAAGGACACAGACCUUACACCUGGUCUCAAGCAAAAAUAUGUCCUGAUUCCCUUUCUUCCCCUUUCUUAUGGGAAUCAAGUCGGAUCAUAAAAUUCUGUUUCUUGCUUCAUUUCUAACUCAUAAAUGAUGAAAUAAAGUAGUAACUUUGCAUAGUUCAUCUUAUUCUAGUUGAAAUUAGUCAAAAACAACUAAAUAAGUAUAUUGUUUAGAUUGUAAUCUUAUCUGAAGAUGUUAAUAUUCAUUAUAUUCAAUAUCUUAAUCAAAAUAUACACUUGAAAAAUUAACCAAUUUCAGUGUGCAUUGCCUAAUCUCUAAGAUGUCGAAGUUCUGUGGCCUGACAAUACCUUGGGCAACUUGCUGAAUAAACUAAAGCGAGAAAAAAAAAAACCCCAAGGUGGUCAGUGCAAGAUUGUCUUCUAAAUUGGUUUGGUUGCUCAAUUUAGAGCUAUGAUUCAAAAUUGCACAAGGAACACCAUUGUCUUUCAAUUUUCACUCCAGACUUUUCCGAAGUUCAUGGCAUUAUUAUGAGGUUACACAUAAUUCAUUUUUAUAAGUUUUAACUUAAGAGAGUGGAAGCAGAAGUGAGAAUUCAUAAAAAAAAAUUAACAUUAUCUUGUUUGAUUAGUGAUGGAAAUUGAUCGCUCAACUAUACUUGCUCUGAAUGAUUAUAAACCUCAAGAAUCGAAAUAUUGGAUGUUAAUUCUCUUAUAAGUAAUGAGUUGAGUUAAUAAACCAGUUUCUCGUGUGGUGAUUAUCAGGCACACCUAACAAAAUUGUACUCGACAAUCUGUAAUUUCGGAGAUAUAUGCAUUAAAUGAUCAAGACUACAUUCGAGUCCGAUCCAGGUUGCACACCUGGCUUUGGUGGGUGAGUCUUCCAACAAGAGUUUCUUCACACGGUGAGGCUCGAACUCGAGACCUCCCUUAAGCGACAUCAAGCUGCUUACCGCUUGAGCCAACUCUUGUUGGUUGCUAGCAUCUCCUUGCCAACUGAUUUUACACAAAGCUUUUUUGCUACAAGAAAAGGGUUGUAUUUGACUAUUUUCUAACCGAAGUUUCCCACUUACAUUUUUACCUUUGCCCAAAAAGACACACAAUGCACUGGGUUUUUGAUAUGUAUCACUUUGUCGGGAAGUGCUUCUCUCCUCCAGCCCUUUGUUGUUUGCCAUAUAUGUGUUUUUCUUGAGCUUCAGCUCAACUACUAUACCAUAAUGGCAGGAGAAGCAUACGAGCAAAUCAAAGAAGUGUGCAUUUUUUUGCUCAACAAUUUCACCCUUACAGUGGCAAGGCCCUAGCAGUUCUGGGUGUUUAGGCAGUGGCCGAGAGAGAGAGAACAACAGUAGUAUAUGUUCUUGAUUGAUUUGUUGUUUGUUGUAUUGUUUUUGUAGCAAUAUGCCUUGAAACUGGUUGGAGACGCGAAGAAACAAGCGAGUUCAAGUGCUUGGCCGGGCCGCCGCCGGGGAGACUGAGCGAGUGAUCAGGCAAAAUCCGUCACAUUAGCUUAUGUGCCCGACCGGAUGGGAGGUGCCUAACAAGGCGGCAGUGAUAUUGACGCGGAUUUGGUGAUUUUUUAUUGGGUUAUAUAUAUACUUAACCUAAUUUGUUUAAAAGUCGUCAUUAGUGCUAUACUCAUCUGUAAUCUGGAAUUACUCAAGAGAAAUAAAACUUUUCUCUCCCUCUGUCCGUGGACGUAGCCAACACAUUGUUAGUGAACCACGUAAAUCUAUGUGUUCUUUAUUGU